GAGUUUUCGGCCAUAUAAAAGCCAUGGGAGACCAUCGCAUCCGCAGCACACAUCUUUCGUUGAGCGCAGUCUAAACACUUGAAAUCAUGAAAUUCCUUAUCAUUGCCGUUGCCUUUUUGGCCUGCGCCUUCGCUGAUGUCUCGGAGCUUCCUGGCUACGAUUACCAGCAGCCCGCUCCUGCUGCUCCCGUGGAAACCUACAUUCCUCCCGCACCCCCGGCACCGGCACCCGCUCCCGUGGAGACCUACAUCCCCCCAGCACCUCCGGCACCCGAGUACAUCCCACCUGCACCCAUUCAGGCCGAGGAGCCCAUCCUCGAGGAGAUCGAGCAGCCCGCCCAGGACGGAUACCGCUACAAGACCGUCCGUCGUCGCGUCUUCCGUCACCGCAACUAAGUUGGAAGCCAAUUGUUAUUGUUAAUUUGUUGACUCGAGUGUAAUUGCUGAACUGCCAUCCUCUGAAAUUCACUUGGAGAGUAAAGAUUGUUGAGAAAUUAUAACUGAACCCCCAUGUUUGUUGUCUUGUAUUUACUUUGGUGUAAACCAAAGUUUAGUUAACAGGAAAAUAUACCCACCAAUUGACAUA
Molecule: messenger RNA, 585 nt
Organism: Drosophila takahashii
Lineage: Eukaryota; Metazoa; Arthropoda; Insecta; Diptera; Drosophilidae
Product: protein FraH
Source: RefSeq, a predicted model, not a curated record